AUAUACACACAGAUUGCAUCGUUCCUCUCUCUUUUUUUGUAAUAUACAAGGAUGAACAACAAAAAUAGUAGUAAAUGAAACAGAUUUGCUCAUCUGAUGAAAUUUCAGCUAGGUAAAAUCGAGGGGCAAAAAGAUUAAGAAAGUGAUCCCCAAAGGAUUGAUAAAAUAGCAAAAAACGACAUUGUAUAACAGGGCAGAGGAGAGUCCCAGAAAAUACAAAUACAAUAAAUAAGACACUGGUCCCUCUCACUCUACACCCACGGCAUAGUAAAUACCGAACUCGACAGGAGUCACACACAACACAAAGCUCAAACCUCUCAAAAGCAUAAGCAUCACUCGUUGCUUCAGAUUGGUGUGGGUUUCAAUGGAGAGCUUUGCACUUUCAGCCUCAACCUCCUUCUCUCGCUUUUCCCAACUCCAUCAUCGUCCUCGCCCUGUCAUCUCCAGAUCCCAAUCUCUCAGAUCACCCAUCACCAUCUCCCAACGUUUCUCCUUCCCCUCCAAACCAUCCUCCACCUUCAACUUCAACUUCAAAUUCAACCGUUUCUCAAAACCCCAUUACCCAAUUCAAGCUUCUCCUUCAUCAUCAUCAUCACCACCACCACCACCACCACCACCACCACCACCACCACCUCUCCAGGGUGCAAAGCCCAUCCCUUUCAUUAUCUCCAUAUCCAUCGGCCUCAUUGUUCGCUUCUUCGUUCCCAAACCCGUCGAAGUCACCCCCGAGGCCUGGCAGCUCCUCUCCAUUUUCCUCUCCACUAUCGCGGGCCUUGUUUUGAGCCCGUUGCCCGUGGGGGCGUGGGCCUUUCUGGGCCUCACGGCCUCCGUGGUCACCAAAACUCUCACCUUUACAGCGGCCUUCAGCGCCUUCACGAAUGAAGUGAUUUGGCUUAUUGUGAUUUCGUUCUUCUUUGCUCGCGGAUUCGUGAAGACUGGGUUGGGGGAUAGAAUUGCGACGUACUUCGUGAAGUGGAUGGGAAAGAGCACUCUGGGGCUGUCUUAUGGGCUCACAUUCAGUGAAGUGCUUAUUGCGCCGGCAAUGCCUAGCACCACCGCAAGGGCUGGUGGUGUGUUCUUGCCGAUUAUUAAGUCACUCUCACUCUCUGCUGGCAGUGAACCCGCAAGUCCCACAUCUAAGAAACUCGGGGCUUACCUCAUUCAGAACCAAUUUCAGUCUGCUGGUAACUCUAGUGCUCUUUUCCUAACUGCUGCAGCUCAAAAUCUGCUGUGUCUCAAAUUAGCAGAGGAGCUUGGGGUGAUAGUUCCAAACCCAUGGGUUACUUGGUUUAAGGCGGCUAGUUUACCUGCUGUUGUUUGUCUUCUUCUUACGCCAUUGAUUUUAUACAAGCUCUAUCCCCCUGAAAUCAAAGACACACCAGAGGCUCCUGCCCUGGCUGCCAAGAAACUGGAAAGUAUGGGCCCUGUCACUAAAAAUGAAUGGAUUAUGGUUGGCACAAUGCUUCUUGCAGUGUCUUUGUGGAUCUUUGGAGACACUAUUGGUAUAGCAAGUGCUGUAGCUGCAAUGAUUGGUUUAUCAAUACUCCUCCUAUUAGGAGUCCUUGACUGGAAUGACUGUUUGAAUGAAAAAUCAGCAUGGGAUACCUUAGCUUGGUUUGCCAUUCUGGUAGGUAUGGCAAGCCAGUUGACAAACCUUGGUAUUGUGAACUGGAUGUCUGAUUAUGUGGCCCACAACCUUCGGUCAUUCUCUUUAAGCUGGCCGGCCUCACUAGCUGUUCUUCAGGCAGCGUAUUUCUUCAUCCACUACCUUUUUGCAAGUCAGACUGGACAUGUGGGAGCUUUAUACUCAGCAUUUCUUGCCAUGCAUAGGGCAGCUGGGGUUCCUGGUGUUCUGGCAGCGCUUGCUUUAGGUUAUAAUACAAAUCUUUUUGGUGCAAUAACACACUAUAGUAGCGGCCAGGCUGCUGUAUACUAUGGAGCUGGUUAUGUAGACCUUCCGGAUAUCUUCAAAAUGGGGUUCAUCAUGGCUUUUAUAAAUGCUAUCAUCUGGGGAGGUGUUGGCUCUGUCUGGUGGAAAUUUUUGGGAUUGUAUUGACAUAUUUCCUUGUAAGUAAAUAGCACAUUUCCCGGUUUCAGUAGGCCUUUCUUUUUCCCGGCCGAAAGAAAAGGUCCUUCAAUUGAGGACAGUUGAGCUCAGUCAUCAUUUUGAAAUGAAUUUUUUCUUUCUGCUUUUGGCUUUGCAGUUUUA
Molecule: messenger RNA, 2209 nt
Organism: Glycine soja
Lineage: Eukaryota; Viridiplantae; Streptophyta; Magnoliopsida; Fabales; Fabaceae
Product: dicarboxylate transporter 2.1, chloroplastic-like
Exons: 4
Coding region: 365-2056 (563 amino acids)
Biological process (GO): transmembrane transport
Cellular component (GO): membrane
Molecular function (GO): transmembrane transporter activity
Source: RefSeq, a predicted model, not a curated record